AGCUCCUUGAAGAGUCUAUGUUAUUGGGCACAGUGAAGCACACUCCAUAACACAUCCGCCUAGCGUAUAUACUGGACAUCGCUCGCAUGCAACAGCAGACACGCACUUCUACCAUCGUUCGUGACUAGCCGAUUUCAUUCGUUGGGUUGAAGAUGCACGGCGUCACGCUCACCCUCUUCGUUUUACUGGGAUCCACAGGCCGCUGCGUAGCCCAGCGCUCAAGCAAUGUCCUGGCCGGGGAAGCUGACCGUACAAUAUCCGUUCCAUUGAUCAACCACAAAAAUCUCACAUACACCGUGGUGCUGAAGAUAGGUACGCCACGACAGGAAUUCAAGGUCAUGCUUGAUCCGGCGGGAAUUACCUGGGUUCCCGCCUACUAUUGCACUGAAGGAGAACCAUGCUUUGGACACAAGAUGUACGAUUGGAGCGAGUCGAUAACGCAAACAAGUGAUUGGGAAGACGGCGUCACCGAUUUUGGCAGGGGCAACGUCACCGGAUACACGUUUCGGGAUACUCACGAACUAGGAGGCGUGGACGUCGGGAAUCUUUAUUUCGUCAGUGGCACAGGCUUCCACGGCGUACCCAGCUUCGUGAACGAGCCAUUCGAUGGCGUUUUCGGACUCCGUCUCGGUCCGAACUCAUCACUUUACGAAAUGGCCAACUCAGGAGUCAUCGGCAAGCCCUGGGUGGGACUGUACUUCAGCAACGACGAAAAUGUUCAAGGUGAAGCACUGUUUGGAGGUGCAAACAAGCAGCACUACGAGGGUUCGCUGACCUUUGUGGAUGCUCUCGACAGUGCUUUCCAGUUCCAUCUGGAUGGGUACGAAGUAGCUGGUCAGAAGCAAGUGCUACCACAGUCCGCAUCGUGGGGCCGGCCAGCUCCAACCGAGCCAUUCAUUGGGGGCCCAGCCAGUGAAAUCAGCAAAAUCAACAUCCUACUCGCCGCACGUAAGGUCGAAAAUGGCAGAUACGAGCUUCGCUGCAACGUCACGCCCUCCGAAGUCACCUUCGUGAUUGGUGGGAUGGACAUUGUUCUGCGACCAGAAGACUUCGUCGUGAAGGUUGAAACUUCUUCGGGCACGAUUUGCUACAGCGGCUUCGUUGAAGCGGAAAAGACGGCGAAUGCAAGUUGGCAGUUCGGCCUGGUGUUCCUCCGACGAGUAUACACCGUGCUCGAGGCGCCUCUUGUGUCCUCAGGCCACGGCCGACUGGGCCUCGCCCUAGCGCACUAAGUUUUCAGCUCGUUACUCGGAGUAUAUAUACCAUGUCGUCAAGACGAGAGUACAUAAUCACCUGCUGUCUUGUAAUAAAAACGAACUUAAA
Molecule: messenger RNA, 1323 nt
Organism: Dermacentor silvarum
Lineage: Eukaryota; Metazoa; Arthropoda; Arachnida; Ixodida; Ixodidae
Product: lysosomal aspartic protease-like
Biological process (GO): cell death; proteolysis
Cellular component (GO): lysosome
Molecular function (GO): aspartic-type endopeptidase activity
Source: RefSeq, a predicted model, not a curated record